Cotesia glomerata is the source of this 3807-nucleotide messenger RNA. Its product is annotated as ubiquitin carboxyl-terminal hydrolase 31-like. The coding region runs from base 247 to 3054 and encodes 935 amino acids. Lineage: Eukaryota; Metazoa; Arthropoda; Insecta; Hymenoptera; Braconidae. Gene Ontology annotation, biological process: protein deubiquitination. The record is from RefSeq and is a predicted model, not a curated record. Gene Ontology annotation, molecular function: cysteine-type deubiquitinase activity. The transcript has 4 exons.
UGAAAUCGUGCAAGUGUUGUCUCAUGAUGUCUUUUCAGUGUUAGUGGCAAAUGGCUGCCGUACAUACAAGACUAUUAAAUAUAUACCCCGAAUCGUUAGUUAGAUACUUUACAAUCCGUCAAUAAUUACCUCAACAAUUACCACUAUGUGAUGGAAUAAACUAAAAGUUAUAAAAAAGUGCGCUGAUAAAUGAUUAUUAAGUAAAAAAAAAGUUGAGCAUCCCUUCCCCGGUGACAGUGGAAAGAAAUGAGUAUUGAGAAAAUAAGCCCGGUGAUGAAAUCUGUGUCCGAGGGCGAGCUGGGUGUGGGAGAGGUUAUACCCGAGACUAAAAAUCGCGAUACUAAUUCCCAAUUAAAGCGAACACUUACAUUAACUAAAAAUCAAUUUCAGAACGCAACCAGGAUGUCUCGUCGGAAGUUUAAGUUGCGUGAUUCCAAGGACGGCUCCAACAUAAAUAAUGUGACAAGUGCGCGGGAAAAUACCCGCAAUAAUACUUCUAUCCAGGUAGAGAUUAAUAGUCAGAUUAAAAUUACAGAUGGUAAUUUAAAUUAUCCGGAUAGGCAUCACACCAACAAAAAGAUAUUCCGUCCGCCUUCUUUGAAGAAAAUAAUCAAUAAGAUGGUCCAGCGUAUGUCUAAUGUCGGUGUGCAGAAUCACAAAGUUCCCAGGCACGACGAGUUCAAGUCCAGUGUCAACGAUAUUCGUGUUCCACCUCCUAGACCGGCCCAUAUUCCCCCAGAUCGUGUUCCUGGAGUGAUUGGCCUGAGAAAUCAUGGUAACACGUGCUUCAUGAAUGCUGUUCUUCAGUGUCUCUCCCACACUGACAUCCUGGCUGAGUAUUUCGUCCUGGACCAGUACAAGGAAGAUCUCUCGAGAAGAAAUAAACUUAACUCGAAGAAAUAUGGCACCAAGGGCGAAAUCACAGAGCAAUUAGCGCUACUCUUAAAGGCAAUAUGGAGCUGUCAAUACGAUCCUGAAAUGAGCACUGCUUUCAAGAGUGUUGUUGAUAAAUAUGGUAGUCAGUACCGAGGCAAUUUGCAGCAUGACGCUCAGGAAUUUCUUCUUUGGCUACUGGAUAAAGUUCACGAGGACCUCAAUCAGGCUACUAAGAAGAAAUACAAGAUUAUUAAGAAUUCCUUUGGUCGACCAGAUGAGCAAGUAGCUUACGAGACGCUAGCAAACCAUGAGAGGUGCAAUCACUCGUUUGUCCAUGCAAUAUUCCAGGCGCAAUUUCGUUCAAGCCUAACAUGCCCAAGUUGUCGCCGACAAUCCAACACAUUCGACCCUUUUCUUUGCGUCUCAGUCCCAGUUCCUCAGCAGCACCGUCAAAUAAAUUUGUACGUCAAUGUUUUGUACACUUCGCAACAGCCUCGGCAAGUUAGAAUCGGGGUCAGUGCUAAUCAAAUGGCGAAUGUUAAAGAGCUGAGGGAGAUCCUAGCUAGUGAUACCGGCAUUGACGAGAGCCACAUGCUGCUUACUGAAGUCCACGAUGAAGGCUUCCAUCGAACUUUUUCCGACUGUCAGCCGCUGUCAGUAAUAACUGAGAACGACCCUUUAUAUUGCAUAGAGCUGCCACAGUUAAAAGAGCCAACCGAGCAAGCAUACAUCUUGCUGGUCUGGGUGAAUGUCCUAGUAAAAGGAGACCUGAAAGAGCGGUUCGGCAGCCCUUAUACAAUGCAAGUAUCCCGCGAAACCUCCUACGAAGACUUACAGAAGCUCCUUUUAAAAGAAAUGCACACCUUGCUCACCGACGACGUGCUAACUUCAAGCCAGAGUUCCGGACUGUUCAACAUCCGCGUGGCAGAUCCAGCAGCGACUCCAGUCCAAGACGAGCACCCUUGCAUAGAUCCCUGUGUCGAACACCCCCUCUACACGGAGCAAAUCGAGCAAGCGUUGGCCCUCUGCGCUGAUGAUUCUGGUCCCCAACACGUAAAGCUGAUCCUCGAGUGGGAUGAAGCUACCAAAGUCAGUAUCAUUAACGACGACACAGAUCAGAUUGAAGAGCACGCGAGUGUUAAACAGCUUAAAACUACUGCGGAGCUAGGAGGCGCUGUUACUCUAGAAGAGUGCUUUGAGUUGUACACUCGCGAGGAAAUUCUAGGCGCUGAGGAUGCUUGGCAUUGUCCUUCUUGCAAUAAGAAGCAGGAAGUUGUUAAAAAACUCGGACUUUGGUCGCUUCCUGACAUACUGGUGAUUCAUCUGAAGCGAUUCCGUCAGCAAGGGAAACAACAGUCGACUUCAAAGUUGACAAUGUUGGUAGACUUUCCUUUAUUUGGGUUCGAUAUGACUCCACACUUAGCCCACGGUGGCAUCCAGAAUCACACCAACAAUGCAACUCUGGGAAGUCUUGGAUGGUCGCCGUGGAAAAAACCGAGAACGAGACAGCACAGUGCUCCGAUAAAAUAUGAAGAUAAUGUAUACGACCUCUACGCUAUUUGCAAUCACCACGGGCAAGAUCUUCAAGGAGGUCAUUACACGGCCUUCUGUAAAAAUCCGUAUGAUAGUCAGUGGUACUGCUUUGAUGACACCCGCGUAGAAGGUAUUACCGAGACUGGCCUGGUUACUAAUUCGGCCUACAUGUUGUUCUACCAACGGCGAAGUAGUAAUUCAACGGGGAAUUCUUCAGCUGCCUCGACGAGCUCCACUGGCUCUGGGCUAGACCACUGGGUUUCUAGAAUGCCGCCUUUUAAUUAUAAUAACAAGAACUCGGUUAACUUUUCUAAUAAUAAGCAAAGCAAGUCACAGGAAAUUCUGUGUCAAGAUAAAAUUGUUGAGGAGAAAAAUAUUAAUAACUUUAAUAGAGGGUGUAGGAAUUACACUACUCUUCAGCCCCAGAAGAGAAAUGUCGCGACGGAAACUGAAACUGGGGAGAUUGAUCACUAUUCGGAUGAUGAAGCUCCUUUAAGGCGAGAAUGGGCCUCACCAAAACCAAUAAGAAAGACGUCAUCAAUAACAUUGACAGCGAACCAGCCUGCAAUUAACCACAUCAAUACUGUGGUGAUUACUUCAACCAACGAUUCGGAGACUGCAGUAAUCCACGAAUCGACUUUGUAACGGACAAUUUGAGCCAGAUGAAAUUCUGGCUACCUCACAUGGAUGCGGGAUUUAUUAAACGGUUUAUUAAUGUGCAGAAAGAUAAACAAUUCCAACGAAUUUUGUAUUUGCUAGUAGUUGUUUAGAAUAUUUUAAUACUUGAGAUCCAAAUAUUUACGCUGAUAAACAAUUAAUUGAGCGGGUUAUGCGUUAAGAAUGUGUGUAAAUAAAUGUUAUGAUCUGGUAUUUGACAACGCAAGUCCGUGACAAUAAGCAAAUACGUUGAUAAACUUUUAAAUCUAAUGUGAGUGAAUAUAAGUAUGAGUAUGUUAUUAUACUUUUAUUAUUACUAUUACUAUUAUUAUUAUUAAUAUUGAUAUAAAUUUGUUUAUGUGAGAAUUUUCCAACAUAUUUGACUGUGAAUUAAUGAUAAACGCGUUUAGUAUUGAGCCGCGGUUUAUAGUUAUAAAUUGAUAUAAAAAAAAAGCAGCUCGAUUUUAUUAUUAACUGACAAAAUCGCCGCGGCGCUUUUAGACAUUUAACAUUUAUAUAAUGUAUUUAUAUCACCUACCAUACUAGUGGCCUUACUCUAUCAAAUAAUAUUUUUAAAAAUUAUUAUUAUUAUUAUUUAAGGUGUUUAAUAAAUAUAUACGUACAUAUAUAGAUAUAUAUGGGGUAAUCCAUACCAAAUCGACCAAUUUUGAACUCGGCCCCUUUUAUUUAGAUUUAGCUGAGACUUUAUCAUUAUUUUCAAACCUUUAAAAAACAUUUUUG